GGCAUGGAGGAGGCCGAACACCUUCGCUGUUUUCGCGUUGUUUUCGUAUUGUAAAACGAAGUUUGAAGCGAGUAUUGGUAUUUAAUAUCAGAACUCCGAAUGGACUUCAGUAAAAAUCAAUACUGAGCCUACCAAGAUGGAUUCCCUGGAGGAGCAAUUGAGGCAGCUAACAAUAUUAAACAGUAGACCACUGCCUCCCAAACGACCUGAAGAUGACUACGUUCGAACGGGGAAGGUAGCAGCCUUGGUCGAUAACUUGCAAAAAUCAAACGCCGCCACCGCCCAACGCAGGAUUGCGCCCUCUGUGCCACCAAAACCGUUCAAAAAACAGAACGACACGCCCCAGGUGCCGCAGAGCAAAUUGGUUACCGAUACCCGAGAACCGCUUUAUUCUCGGCCUUUGCAGGGUUUGGAUCUCAAUGGUAUUAAAGAAAGUGUCAGCGGAGGUGGAGGUAGCAGUGGCACCGGAUCUAUGCUAUUACGCAAACAGCCUAUUUAUGUAAGCCAAGGCAUCGAUAAGGCAAACAGCAGUAAAUCAACAUUGGAUAAUCCUGCGGUAUUAGAGCAACAACUAGAGGCUUUGGCAUAUCAUAAGAUGCAGAUGGAAAAAAAGGGAUUGCUGGGUUCCCAGGCGCCACCGACAAAGACUAUAACAACCAUUCCAAAACUAUCGUCAACAUCUUUAAGUGGCAGUAGCAGCACCCAGCCAGCUGUUAUUUACAGCAAUCUUCGCACAUCCGAAAACUCUAUGAAAAUGGAAGAUCCGAAAAAUAUAUAUUCCUAUAUGCCUACUCUGCCAGAAGAAAGUGCUAGUACUGUAUAUUCAAAUGUACAGCAAAGAGAUCCAAAUUUGGUGGACCCAUUAGCAAGGUUCCUAUCCAUAUCUACUCACUCGGACAACUAUGGAUGCAGUAAGGAAACAGAUGAGGAAUUGCCACCGCCCAGCCCUGUUAGUUCAUCCUAUAGUGAAUUGCGCCGUGCAACAGAUGUAUUCGAUAAAGGGACCAACUUGGAUGAUAAUUCUGGCAACAAGAUGCCUGCCGAAGUUUUGCCUGGAAAUAUAAAACUUGGCCAUAAGAAUUAUGCCCAUCAAUACACUUCGUACAGCCCAACACAGCAAUGUCAUUUAAAUAAGGCAAAUAUGGAUUACUAUGGGUAUGGCGGAUUGUCACAGAGCUCGUCAACAUAUGAUUCCAUAUACGAACCCAUUAAUCCACGCCCACCAAGUGAGUUGAGUUCACGUUCCAACUACAAUAUGUAUGCCUCAUAUGUAAACGGAAGUAGCUCAAACAGCGCCAGUAUCUCCAUGAUGGGCAAUAUAAAUACAAGCGGCACAAAUACUCCCAUGUAUUGCAGUGGCGGAGCUCUCAGUGAAGUCGACCAAGAGCACCAAAGCUACCAGAAAAGGGAUGAAAACGAGGACCUGAGCAACUAUCUAUCGAACUCAAUGGAUCCCAUAAAUGAGGUCGAAAAUUAUGGCCGUUGCUUUAAGUGCAGUGAACGGGUUUUGGGUGAAAACAGUGGCUGCACAGCUAUGGAUCAGAUAUAUCACAUCUCUUGUUUCACGUGCUCUGAGUGCCAAAUAAACCUCCAGGGCAAACCGUUUUAUGCCCUCGAAGGGAAGCCCUAUUGCGAGUAUGACUAUUUGCAAACUCUUGAAAAGUGCUCAGUGUGCUUGAAGCCAAUAUUAGAAAGGAUUUUACGGGCGACAGGAAAACCGUAUCAUCCCCAAUGCUUCACUUGCGUCGUUUGUGGCAACAGCUUGGAUGGUAUACCGUUCACAGUAGAUGCCACAAAUCAAAAUUAUUGCAUCACUGAUUUUCACAAAAAAUUUGCGCCAAGAUGUUGCGUUUGUAGGGAACCCAUAAUGCCGGAGCCUGGGCAAGAAGAAACCGUUCGAGUUGUAGCUCUGGAUCGAAGUUUUCACUUAGAGUGUUAUAAAUGCGAGGACUGUGGACUUCUAUUAUCCUCAGAGGCCGAUGGUCGUGGCUGCUAUCCUCUAGAUGAUCAUGUUUUAUGCAAAAGCUGCAAUGCCCAGCGUGUUCAAGUUUUAACUAAUCGGAUGACCUCAGAACUUUAAAUUAGUAAUGAUACAUAAAAAGACAACGAAGGAAUCUGGUAAAUCUGGCUAAUAUUAUAAAAGGCUGUAUCAUGGUUACAUUCGAAGCACAUACUCAAAAUGUUCAUGCAACAUUAACAUUAAAUUAAUCAAACAAAGUAGUUCAUUCCAUAUUUAUAAACGCAAUAACAUAAUCUCAAAACAGUAAUCACAUAAA
Molecule: messenger RNA, 2276 nt
Organism: Scaptodrosophila lebanonensis
Lineage: Eukaryota; Metazoa; Arthropoda; Insecta; Diptera; Drosophilidae
Product: zyxin
Exons: 8
Coding region: 137-2080 (647 amino acids)
Biological process (GO): cell-cell adhesion
Cellular component (GO): focal adhesion; stress fiber
Source: RefSeq, a predicted model, not a curated record